AUGACUCACUCCGCAACCCACCCACCAACAGGCAUACGCGUCAUAUUAGUAGGCGCCGGUUUCGCCGGUCUCUCUGCAGCCAUAGAAUGCUCCCGUAAAGGCCACACUGUCGUUCUUCUCGACAAAGCCGCAUCUCCAGACGAGAUAACGCAAUUCGGCGAUAUCAUCAGUUUUGAUCCGAACGGAGCGCGGCACUUUGAGCGGUGGCCUGGCGUUAUCGAAGCCAUGAAAAAGGUGGCUAGGAAAACUACUUGGUUGGACUUUUAUCAUUGGAAGGGCGAGUUUGUGACAAGACAGAGCUUUGAGGGGGAGCAGGAAUGGGGGCCGAGGAUCAAUGGGCAUAGAGGGGAGUUGUGGAAUAUUAUCUACGGACAUGCUGUUGAGAGGGGUGUUGAGGUCAGAUGGGGUUCAAGGGUGAGCGACUAUUUCGAGGAUGAGGAGAAAGCGGGUGUGGUUGUCGAUGGAAAAGAGAUCAUUGCAGACGUCGUGGUUGCAGCAGAGGGAGUACGGUCCCGCAGUCGCAAAAUUGUCCUCGGGUUUGAUGAUAAACCAAAGAGUUCAGGAUAUGCGGUGUAUCGAUCGUGGUUCUCAGGUGACGCUAUCAGGAGUAAUCCGACCCUGAAGCACCUCGUUGAUGGAGACAGCCACUCUGGAUUCAUUGGGCCAGAUCUGCAUUUCCUUGUCUCUUCUCUCAAGGAUGGGAAAGAGUUCAAUUGGGUUUUUACGCACGUCGAUGAUGGCAAUAUCGAGGAGAGCUGGCAGUUUCCCGGGAGGAUAGAAGACUGUCUUAAAUACGUCGAGGGAUGGGCGCCUAUUGUUCAAGAGAUAGUCAAGUCGACACCGAAGGACGCUCGUCUCAUCGAUCAUAAACUCGUCUUCCGCGAUCCAUUGCCCACAUUCAUCUCACCAAAGCAGCGCAUUGUUUUGAUUGGUGACGCGGCGCAUCCUUUUCUGCCGACUUCUAUCCAGGGAGCCAGCCAGUCGAUUGAAGAUGGUGUUGUCUUAGCCACCUGUUUAUCGCUAGCCGGAAAACACCAAAUUCCUCUGGCUGUCCGAGCGUUUGAGGAUCUGCGAUAUGAAAGGGUACACAAAGCGCAAGCUACGGGAGUGAAAACAAGGGACCGGUGGCACAAGGCGAAUUGGAACGAGAUUGCAAGAAAGCCGGAAUCGAUUCACCUAGCGCGCGAGGCCUGGUUAUUAAGCUUUGAUGCGGAACAGGACUGCUACGAGAGAUUUGAUCAGGUUGUGAGGCAUUUACGGCAACGGGCGGGCCGGUUGUAA
Molecule: messenger RNA, 1281 nt
Organism: Pyrenophora tritici-repentis Pt-1C-BFP
Lineage: Eukaryota; Fungi; Ascomycota; Dothideomycetes; Pleosporales; Pleosporaceae
Product: UbiH, 2-polyprenyl-6-methoxyphenol hydroxylase and related FAD-dependent oxidoreductase
Molecular function (GO): FAD binding; monooxygenase activity
Source: RefSeq, a predicted model, not a curated record